UACGGUAAACGUAAGGGCGAUCAGCCAAAGGGAGGAACUAUGUCUUCACGUAAAACGUAUACGUCACUACCUGGGUAUGAUGGAUGUGGCCAUAUUGAAAUAAGCUACUCCAUACCCAACGGGAUACAAGAGUUUAUUCACCCAUCUCCGGGAAAGAAUUAUCGUGGAUGCCACUGGACAGCUUAUCUGCCAGACAACAAGGAGGGGAAUGAGAUCGCUGCUCUAUUAAAGAAAGCCUUUGAUGCACGUCUGAUUUUCACCAUUGGUCAAUCAAGAACACGUGGUACUGAUGACGUGGUAACGUGGAAUGAUAUCCACCACAAGACAAAGAU
This is a messenger RNA of Owenia fusiformis, 332 nucleotides long. NCBI's taxonomy places the organism in Eukaryota, Metazoa, Annelida, Polychaeta, Sabellida, Oweniidae. The record is from the annotation of a GenBank genome assembly.